AUGACAUCCAAGUCACUACCCGUACGCGCAGCCCUGAUUGGGCUUUCCUCCUCUGGCACUACGUCAUGGGCUACUAAUGCCCACCUUCCCGUUCUCAAGACACCCGCUGGCCGCUCAAAAAUUGCUAUCACUGCAUUGCUAAACAGCAGUGUCGAUGCCGCAAAAGCCGCGAUACAAAAACAUGAGUUCCCCGCCACUACCAAAGCUUACGGUGGCCCCGAAGACCUAGCAGCAGACCCAGAUAUCGAUUUCGUGAUAUGUAAUACAAGAGUUGACAAGCACCGCGAGGUUAUCAUGCCAAGUAUCAAAGCGGGCAAAGAUGUCUACGUCGAAUGGCCAAUCGCCUCAAACAAAGACCACAUCCAAGAAAUAGUCGAGGCAGCACGGCAAAGCGGAUCUAGAGUGGCAGUAGACGGAGGCAAAGGGGAGCUAGGGAAAAUCCUAAGUUCAAGCGUCCAAGCCUUUGGCGGCGUUCCUUUCAGAGACAUGAUGCCCCCAGGUUUAAUCUACUUUACUGACAAAGAAAUCGGUGGAAACAGCAUCACUAUCGGCGUCGGCCACAUUCUUGACUCCAUCCUCACAGUCCUCGGCCCCCUCUCCCCCUCAAGCAUCCACUCCAAAUCCCAAAUCCAACGCCCAAACCUCGGCGUUCCCGACACAGAAACUCAAAAAGUAACACGCCACAUAACCUCCAACGUGCCCGACCUCCUCUCUCUCCACGCCACUCUGACACCCUCCGCCCAAACAGCCCCAAACGCAACACUUGCCUUUCUCUUUCGCAAUGGCCCAGCCUUUCCCAGCGACCCCGCACUUACCUGGUCCAUCAACUGCGAAAAGGGCGAAAUCAAACUCGUAUCGCCUACGAGUCCUUUCUUUCAGUUUUCAGAUAACGAUGCGGCUGUGAAGAUUCAGGUGCAUGAUUUUGCGAGUGGGGAGGUAAGAGAUGUGGGGUGUGAGUGGAGCAAGGAGCAGAUGGAGGUGCCAAUUUUGGCGAGGGAUGUUAUGGGGUGUUUGCUUGCGUUUGUGGAGGGGAGGGAGGAGGGAGAUGGGUGGGUGGGGCUUGAGGAUGCGGCGAGGUUUGCGGAGGUUAUAGGGAGGUUUGUGGAGGUGUAG
This is a messenger RNA of Bipolaris victoriae FI3, 1113 nucleotides long. RefSeq lists its product as hypothetical. Gene Ontology annotation, molecular function: nucleotide binding. The coding region runs from base 1 to 1113 and encodes 370 amino acids. NCBI's taxonomy places the organism in Eukaryota, Fungi, Ascomycota, Dothideomycetes, Pleosporales, Pleosporaceae. The transcript is spliced from 3 exons. The record is from RefSeq and is a predicted model, not a curated record.